CGGGAGCGGGAGCGCGCAUGGCGGCGGGCCGGGCUCCCCAUUGGGCCCGGCUGCGGGGCCGCCUCCUCCGGGCCGCCGGCCGGAUUGCCUCCAGGGCCUUCGCCGCCGGGGGGCCCGACCAGGCCGCGCCGACGUUCGGGUUCCUGCUGGACGUGGACGGGGUCCUGGUCCGGGGUCACAGGGUCAUCCCCGCGGCCUCCGCCGCCUUCCGCAGGCUGGCGGACCGGCGCGGCCGCCUCCGCGCGCCCGUGGUCUUCGUCACCAACGCCGGCAACUGCCGGAGGCACGACAGGGCCCGGGAGCUGUCCGGCCUGCUGGGUUUGGAGGUGAGCCCGGAGCAGGUGGUCCUCUCCCACAGUCCCCUGCGCCUGCUCUCGCGCUUCCACGAGCGCCGCGUGCUGGUGUCCGGCCAAGGGCCGGUGGCGGAGAACGCCCGCAGCCUGGGCUUCCGGGACGUGGUGACCGUGGACGAGCUGCGCCUGGCCUUCCCCCUCCUGGACACGGUGGACCUCGAGCGGCGGCCCAAGGCCACGCCUCCCCCGACCCUCGGCUUCCGCCCCAUUGAAGCGGUGGUCCUGCUGGGGGAGCCGGUCCGUUGGGAGACCAGCCUGCAGCUGAUCCUGGACGUCCUCCUGAGCCACGGCAGCCCCGGCGGCGUGCCGGACGCCACCCCCUACCCGCACCUGCCCGUCCUGGCCUGCAACACGGACCUCCUGUGGAUGGCCGAAGCCGGGACCCCCAGGUUUGGCCACGGCACCUUCCUCCUCUGCCUGGAGAGCAUCUAUCGCAAAGUGACGGGCCGGGAGCUGAUUUACGAGGCCCUGGCGGGCAAACCCAGCCUGCUCACCUACCGCUACGCCCAGCACGUGAUCCAGCAGCAGGCCCGGGCGCGGGGCUGGCACGCCCCCAUCCGCUCCCUCUACGCCGUCGGGGACAACCCGAUGUCGGACGUCUACGGCGCCAACCUCUUCCACCGGUCCCUGCGGCCGGGGGUCCCGGGGGACGCCGAGACCUGCGAGGCCAUCCUGGUCCGCACGGGGGUGUUCGGCCCCCGGACGGCGUCGGACCGGCCGUUCCACGGGCCCCGCGACUUCCCGGACGACCCCGGCCUGGCCCGGGCGGCGCACGUGGUCCGGGACGUGGACGAGGCCGUGCGCCUGGUGUUGCGGAAGGAGGGCUGGGAGACGGACUGAGGGCCCGGCCCCCGCUCGGCCGCCGCCUCCGGACCUCCGUUUCCCCGCCUUCUGGUGCCGGGGGGCAGGGCCGCCUCUUACCGGGGAGGUGGAAGACGGCCCUCCGGCCGGGCGGUGUGCGAUUAGGACCGAGGGCGCCUUUUAAUCGGUUUUUAAUUAGCCCCGGGGAACCCGGGGCCCGUUGAAAAAGCGAAAAAUUAAAGGAGGCGACAGAAACGGGA
Ornithorhynchus anatinus (platypus) is the source of this 1414-nucleotide messenger RNA. RefSeq names its product haloacid dehalogenase like hydrolase domain containing 5 (gene HDHD5). The transcript has 8 exons. NCBI's taxonomy places the organism in Eukaryota, Metazoa, Chordata, Mammalia, Monotremata, Ornithorhynchidae. Gene Ontology annotation, cellular component: mitochondrion. Gene Ontology annotation, biological process: glycerophospholipid biosynthetic process. The record is from RefSeq and is a predicted model, not a curated record. The coding region runs from base 18 to 1193 and encodes 391 amino acids.